CAUCGAGAACGCUUCGGAGCCCCCGAACGCGCUCCCACCCAAUACUUAGGGCAUUCGAUGAUUACGCGCUACACUGAUUAUUUAUACUUACGAAACUCAAAUUAAGAAUACACCGGUCAAUACAUAACUUAGUACCAUAAAGGACUGUGAAUAAGUUUGUGUUUUUGUGCUUGAGAAGGUUUUGUGCAUCAUAUCGCUUUAUGCCGUCGCUCCACGCUCUGGGUUAGCGGAUGUCGUAGACUCCGUGGCAGUAUCUGCGUGGCAGCGUCGUGGUAGAGCGUGGCAGCGGUGGUAGCGCUGUGGUAGCGCGGUAAUUGCGCGGUGGUAGAGGGCGAGCGGGCUGGCAGGCGGCGCGGUGGCGCUGCACGGGGGCUGGGGGCGCGCGCCGGCGCCCGCGCACGCCGCCACGCUGGUCGGCGGGCUGGUGCCGCCGCGGGAACCCACCACGGCGGCAGAGGCCUUCUGGAAAAUGCCGCAUAAAGGUGUAUUUGUAGACGAGCUGAUGCACAGCGCGGCGAUGGGGAGCGGGGCGCUGUUCGGCUGCUCGUCCGCCGGCCACAGCGGCAUCAACCAGCUCGGCGGGGUUUACGUUAACGGCCGACCGCUGCCCGACUCCACGCGGCAGAAGAUUGUCGAGCUGGCGCACUCUGGCGCGCGUCCCUGCGACAUCAGUCGCAUCCUGCAGGUCUCCAAUGGAUGCGUCUCCAAGAUACUCGGCAGCUUCGCACGCAGAUAUUACGAGACGGGGUCGAUAAAGCCCCGCGCUAUCGGGGGGUCUAAGCCGCGGGUGGCGACGACGCCGGUGGUGCAGAAGAUCGCCGACUACAAGCGCGAGUGUCCCUCAAUCUUCGCCUGGGAGAUCAGGGACCGCCUGCUCAGCGAGAACGUGUGCAAUAACGACAACAUACCAAGCGUGUCAUCAAUAAACCGAGUAUUACGGAACCUCGCGUCGCAGAAGGAGCAAGCUGCGUCCGCGCAGAACGACAGUGUUUACGAGAAGCUGAGGAUGUUCAACGGACAGGCGGCGAGUGGCUGGUGGUACCCUGGUCUUCCGGCACCCGCGCCUGCGAUACCCCCGCCACUACCGCCGCAACUCAACAGGACAACAGAAGAACAUAAACGAGUGGAACCACUGCAAUCCGAAGCGGGAUCUGACGGCAACAGCGAGCACGCGUCCUCCGGCGACGAGGACUCGCAAAUGCGGCUGCGGUUGAAGCGCAAACUGCAACGCAACCGGACCUCAUUUACCAACGACCAGAUAGACAGCUUGGAGAAAGAAUUCGAACGAACGCAUUACCCUGACGUGUUCGCGCGGGAGAGGCUCGCUGAAAAGAUCGGAUUGCCUGAGGCACGUAUCCAGGUGUGGUUUUCGAACCGUCGUGCGAAGUGGCGGCGGGAGGAGAAGCUUCGCAGUCAGCGGCGAGAGGCGCCGGCCGCCUCUCCCCCCGCCCCGCCCGCACCGCGCCUGCCUCUCAACGGGGGGUUCAACUCCAUGUACAGCCCCAUACCGCAGCCCAUCGCCACCAUGAGCGACACCUAUAGUUCGAUGUCGGGCGGGCUAUCAUCGUCGUGCCUGCAGCAGCGCGACGGCGGCUACCCGUACAUGUUCGGCGACGUGCUCGGCGGCGGAUACUCGCGAGCGCCCGCCGCGCACCAACAGCACGCCGGCUACUCGCAGCCACAGCCCGCCGCUAGCACUGGUGUGAUAUCGGCGGGCGUGAGCGUGCCCGUGCAGAUCCCGUCACAAGGUCCGGACCUCGCAUCGAACUACUGGGGACGGCUUCAGUGAUCUCAGCUAUUCGGGUUCCCGCAUCGACUUCUCUCGAUGCCUGAGAACCCGACCAACGUACCGGAGUCUCCAUCUAGCGGAGAGAUAGCGCACAACUACGCCGACUCCCACUUGUCUAUGACCGCCGCGCUCAACAUGACGGCCGGACACGACGCCGGCGCCGCCCUGGCGGGAGACUUGCAGCACGAACAAAACUCCGUCUCGUAAGUGUUUCAGACUCUCUACAAAGUUAUUACAUGCAAUAUAAACCCAGUGAUUUCUUUUCUCUCAACGUUUAAAUGGUGCAAGUUAUUGUUUUGUACAAUUGGUUACAAAUCUAUGAAAAUACCAGUUAUUUGUAAGAAGCAACUGAUGAUGUUCAAACCUAGCAAUAAGUGUCAUAAAAUCAUGUACAAGGAAACAUGUUGCGUACAGCCAUAUUACAUUUAUACGUUUCUGAUAAUUAUUUGCUUACAAAAAUGUAAAUAAAACGAUCAGCUGCAUAUUUCCUUGUGCACGGUGAAUAGAUUUAAAAUACUAUAGCGUUUGUAAAUAUAGCUAAGCGCCAUCUAUUGUUGAGUAGGAAAAGUUUCCUUAGUGACCGAUGUUCCCGGAGAGAAAAUAAAUGUAAAUCGUUUGUGCCAACUUUUAUAAUGAGUGUUAUACACCCUUAGUGAGAACAACCCUUUUAUUUCUUUGAUCUAUGCAAUAGGGGUGAGAAAUAUUAAUGCUACAGAGGAAAUGGUUGCAAUAAGCUUCGUUACGGUGUUUUGUUGGGCGACAUCGCGUCCCUUCAAACUGUCACUCUACAUCUUUGUACUCUUGUAUAAUAUUGUUCUAAUCGAUGUUGUAUUUGCAAUUGCAAUUUUACUAUGGCACAUAUUACUUUCGAUAUUUAAUUUAUGUUAUUUAUUUCUUAUAAAUACUAAAGAGAUCAAUAUUGCUGUGAUUUGGUAGUUAGAUAUUAUUUUUACUGAUGAUAUUCAAAUGAGGUAAAAUAAGGUUUGUAAAUAUAUUUACUUUGGAUAUAGAAAAUGAUCAUUUAUUUCGAGAAUUGUAAAAAAAAUUGUAAAUUUGUCAAAUAGAUUUGUUUGAUCUAUGCACUGACCUCUAUAGAUAUGGACAGGCUGUUGCUUGGAAGAAAGCUUUUACUUUGUUCUAACUUAAAAGUGGUUAGUUAAUGUUACUGACAAGCAAUUCUAUGUCUAUAGACCGACAUGGAUACUGACCCGAUGGGCAUAGGUCUAACUAAAUUAUGAUAGCUCACUAGCGCCCUCUUGUCAAAGUCAAAGUUCCUUUUCGUACUGUGGCUGUCAUGUCAUGAUUUUUCUUUUAUUGCCAUUUUUAUGGCCACGUUUCACGUAUUUUCUGACAGAAAUAAGCUCAUUAGCAGCACCUUUCGCAACAUGCCAGAUAUCCUUGUCUUUUAAAUCGAACUUUCACCACCGCAAAAAAUUGCGAAAAUCAAAUCGGCACAAAAUAUCACUGUAUAUAGCCUGUCCAUGUUAUAGAGGUCAGUGGAUCUGUUUAUGAAUGCUGGUUUCACAGCAUAAUUGUACAACUGCAAUGGAAUGCAAUACGAGAGACGUAGAACUGUAUGUAAUUUAAGUGUAAAAUAAAUUAUUAAUCAAAUGUAAUAUAGAUUGAGGAGAUUACAGUGAAAAUUAUUAAUAAAUAUUGCAUUAACCAUAAUAUCUUUUUUUAUUCUCCUAUAAAACACAAAAACAUUCCUUCGGAGUUUAUUAAUCGAAGUAUAAAAGGGGAAUUAUAAAGGAUUCUCGCUAAAUUCACCAUACCACUAAUUCAUAACUGAAUCUGACAGAAAUGAACACUCGACUGUAUCUAAAUACAACAAUAGGGCAAUGAAGGGAAUAUUAUUAUUCCUUGUCAACAGAUGGCGUGACGGAAUAUGCAACUUUAUUGCACAAUUCUUGGACCCUAAAUUUAUUUGCCAGUUAAAGUUAUUCCGUUAAGUAUAUUUUGGGCGGUACAUAUUAAUUUUGCGUGUUAGCUUAAUACGAACGCUGUUUUGUAGGCGGAUAUCGCACACAAAUGCAGUUACCCCUAGUUCUAACGCGAGGGUGGUACACAAUGGGAUGGGAUUAAGUGUGUUGUAGGCAUUAUACUGAUCUAAACUUUGUCGGGGACACGAAAUGUUGUACAGGAUGAUUCAUUUUCUUAAUAAAAAUACCUACACACUAGAUAAGAGACAAAAAAAUGCAAAAAUUAAAAACAAAACAUCCAAAUUGUUGAACUAUUUUUCAAGAAAAUAUACUAGGCGCUUACUACAAUCGAAAGAUCCAUACACACAAAAAAGGAGAACUGUCAAACAAUUUUAAAAUCCUCUAAGAUCUAAACUUGUCUAUGGUUUAUUCAUUAUUUAAAACAUCCUGUACACUAAAGUAUUACACAAUACAAAGAAUUCUAUCUUAAACAGACAAAUAUUGAGUACAAAACUUCCCUUCUUAGCAAUUGUGUUGAUUAUCGACGCUUAUAAUUGGCUUAGAUCGUGUCCCCCUCGCGAUGCGUUUGAUUUCAAUUCGUUAAUCUUCAUCACAAUUGCUUCUAUCUAUAAACACAAUGGUCAGUAACAGAUGUACUGUAAAAUAGAUUAUAUCAAUUCAAUUUAAAUAAAUUUAUUUUUAAAUAUAAAUCAUAUUAUUUAGUC
Molecule: messenger RNA, 4436 nt
Organism: Papilio xuthus (Asian swallowtail)
Lineage: Eukaryota; Metazoa; Arthropoda; Insecta; Lepidoptera; Papilionidae
Gene: toy
Product: twin of eyeless
Exons: 10
Coding region: 470-1789 (439 amino acids)
Biological process (GO): regulation of transcription by RNA polymerase II; anatomical structure development
Molecular function (GO): RNA polymerase II cis-regulatory region sequence-specific DNA binding; DNA-binding transcription factor activity, RNA polymerase II-specific
Source: RefSeq, a predicted model, not a curated record